CUGUGGAGCUCGCACCGCUGGCUCUCCCCUUUUCAGCCCUCACACACACUCACUCACACACACUGACACAUGGAGUACUACUGCACUCUGCUGCUCUGGACCUGCAGCCUGCUGCCAGGGGCCCUCCACAGCUUCAACAUCGACACCAAGAACCACAAAAUCAUCAAGGGCUCCAAGCAGGCGCAGUUUGGCUACACGGUGCAGCAGCACGUCGCGGGAGGGCAGAAAUGGUUACUGGUUGGUGCUCCAUUUGACACUAGUGGACCUCACCAGACAGGCGAUGUUUACAAGUGUCCACUGAGCAAAAGAUCUAAUGGCAGCUGCACCAAACUCAACCUAGGAAGGAUAUCUCUGACUAAUGUGUCUGAAAAGAAAGACAAGAUGAGGCUGGGAAUGACACUUGCAUCGAAUCCCAAAGACAACAGUUUUGUGGCCUGUGGUCCUCUCUGGGCUCAUGAGUGUGGGAGCUCCUACUACAGCACAGGAAUAUGCUCACGAGUCAACGCAAGCUUUAAGUUCUCUCGGGCCAUAGCCCCUGCCUUCCAAAGGUGCGACACAUACAUGGACAUUGUGAUUGUUCUGGAUGGAUCAAACUCCAUCUACCCCUGGUAUGAAGUCCAAGAUUUCCUCAUAAACAUUCUACAAAAAUUCUACAUUGGACCAGGACAGAUUCAGGUUGGGGUGGUGCAGUACGGUGAGAAGGUCGUCCAUGAGUUCAGCCUGAGCGACUAUCGCUCAGUCGAGGAUGUGGUGAGGGCUGCCCGACAGAUCCAGCAGCGUGGGGGUGAGGAGACCAACACUGCCCUGGGCAUCAACGAAGCACGAAAACAAGCAUUCAAGAAGGGCGGCCGGCGCGGGGCGAAGAAGGUGAUGAUUGUGAUCACAGAUGGAGAGUCUCAUGACAGCCCUGACUUGCAGCAGGUCAUUGAGGACAGCGAGAAGGAUGGCAUUACCCGCUACGCUAUUGCUGUCCUUGGUUACUACAAUCGUCGUGGAAUCAAUCCCGAGGCCUUCCUGAAUGAGAUUAAAUACAUAGCAAGUGACCCAGAUGAUAAGCACUUCUUCAACGUGACAGAUGAGGCUGCCCUGAAGGAUAUUGUGGAUGCCCUGGGAAACCGAAUCUUCAGCCUGGAGGGAACCAGUGAGAAUGGGACGACAUUUGCCCUCCAGAUGUCCCAGGCAGGCUUCUCCACACACGUGGUGGAGGAUGGAAUCUUGGUGGGGGCGCCGGGGGCCUACGACUGGAACGGGGCUGUUUUGAAGGAGAGCCGCCAGGGGAAAGUGAUCCCUCCGAAGUCCUCCUACUCCAGGGAGUUUCCAGAGGAGCUGAAAAACCACGGCGCUUACCUAGGUUACACAGUGACAUCAGUGGUGUCGGCCAAGAACGGACAGCUGUAUGUGGCCGGAGCUCCUCGGUUCAACCACACUGGCAAGGUCAUCGUGUUCACGCUGAGUAACGACGGAAACCUCACUAUCAUACACUCACUGAAGGGACAACAGAUCGGCUCCUACUACGGCAGUGAGAUCGCCCCGGUGGACAUUGAUGGAGAUGGUGUGACGGACAACCUGCUGGUGGCGGCUCCCAUGUUCUUCGGGGGUGGCUGGGAAAAGGGCAAAGUGUACAUCUACCGGGUGACGGAGCAGACUCGUUUUGUCCUGGAGGGGGCGCUAGAGGUCCAGGACCAGGGACAGAACGCCCGCUUCGGCUCGGCUCUGGCCCCCGUGCCCGACCUCAACGGUGACACCUUCAAUGAUGUGGUGAUCGGAGCCCCUCUGGAGGACAACCACCGGGGUGCCAUUUACGUCUUUUAUAGCCAACGCAACAGGAUUCUCCGCAAAUAUAAACAGAGGAUUGGUGCAGCACAACUGGCAAACGGCCUGCAGUACUUUGGACGUAGCAUCCACGGAAAGAUGGACGUCAAUGGAGAUGGGCUAGUGGAUUUAUCAGUUGGUUCUCUUGGGGCCGCAGUACUUCUGUGGUCCCGCAGUGUCGUCCGCAUCCAUAUUAUGGUGAGAUUUGAGCCCAGCAAAGUAAACAUAUUCAACAAGGACUGUCGAAGGGGUGGCAAGGACGUGACCUGUAUGUCAGCUAUAGUAUGUCUAAACGUCACAGCUCGCACCUCCACACGGCCAACACAGGAAGUCGCUCUGCAGUACAAUGUGUCCAUCGAGGAGAAGCGCUUUGCUCCCCGCGCAUUGCUGGACGAGCCCGAUCGACUGCAACCACGUAACAUCACCCUCCUGACUGGAGAGGAGACUUGUGAGCAUGUCUACUUCCAUGUCGUGGAGACGACUGAUUAUGCCCGACCAAUCGUGUUCAGCGUGGUGGUGGCUGUUCAGGACCCUCAUCAGGGACCGGCGCUGGACGAUGGCUGGCCCACCUCUCUCAGGGUCCAGCUGCCUUUCUGGAACGGCUGUGAUGAGGAUGACCGGUGUGUUCCUAGCCUGGUGCUGCAGAGCCACUCCGACCUGAUGACCCGGAGCCAGUUCUGUGGACAGGUGGUGCAUAGUCGUGGCACAGUGUGUGUAAAUCAGGAUGAUGUGUCACCAUCGGAGCGGAUCAUCGAGGCCUCUCGCAGAAGACUGGUGAUAGAUACCCGACUGGAGAACCGUGGGGAGAAUGCCUACGGAGCGCGCCUCAACAUCUCGUUCUCCCCUAACCUACGGUUUUCCAGUCUCAUAGUCAAGGAUAAUUCGGACAUCAAGAUAGAAUGCCGCAACGUGGAGAAGAACAAAUAUGGGAAAUCUUGCAAUGUCAGCUCCCCAUUCAUGAGAGCCAAGACCCAAGUGUCCUUCCGUCUGGAGUUUGAGUUUAAUCGUUCUAUGGUCUUGGACUAUCUGCGGGUAACCCUGAAUGCUAGCAGUGACGGACAGGAAGUAUACCUGCAUGACAAUGUCGUUGACCUCUUUUACCAGCUAAAAUACCAGGCUGACCUUCUGUUUACAAGGGACUCGGACCCUUCCCGUUAUGAAAUCAAAGCUGACCUGUCCUUGGAAAAGCCCGGAAGCUUAGGUCCUCCUUUUAACUUCACCUUUCAGAUUCAGAACUUAGGCUACUUCCCUGUGAGGGGCCUGCAGCUGAACAUUGACAUCCCUGAGGUGACAAAGAAUGGAAACCAGCUUCUGCAGAUAGCCAGCUUCCAGAUAGAUCAAAUCGACGGCACCCACUGCAUUCCACCGCAACAUGUGGCCCACAGCCGGGCCUCCCCUGAGGAUCUGUCUCGUGUAUCGCGUCUGAAUUACUCCAACACGUUAUCAGUGCCAGUACACUGCAGUGUCAACCUGCCACCCCAUAGAGAAGUUGGUGUCCGCAUCAGAGGGAUCCUACGCAUUGACUCCUUACACGCUCUGAAGUUCAAAACUUUGGAGUUGGUGACAACAGCCUCCAUCCAGAUCAGUCCCAGCAGCCCGAUGUUUUUGUUUGAGGAACAGCCACUCAGACAUAUAGUUUUGGAAAUCAGGAAAGAGGAGGAUUAUCGGAUCCCCAUCUGGAUUAUCAUAGGAAGUACCCUUGGGGGACUGUUACUACUGGCCCUGCUCAUCCUCGCUCUGUGGAAGCUGGGUUUCUUCCAGCGGCAGAAGCGGCGGGAGGAGGCCGAGCAGGAGGCCAAUGGGAAGGUGGCGGAGGAGCGGUAACACAGGCUGCAGCCGGGCGCGAGCAGACCCCACACUCAGGGACCGCCCCAGACUGACCGGUACCGAAGCCUCCACACACACACACCGAGGGGAGAGAGAGAGAGAGCAGACCUCUGAGCACUGGAUGAUCCGUCCGUCCAUCAACCACUGAACCACUGCACAGAUCCCAACACCGUCCUGCACUGCCGACUGAUUACACAGACGCACACAGACAGGCAACUGGGCUGCUCAUGCCGUUUGUUCCCUGUUUGAGGUGUGGUGAUGCCUCAGUCUUUUUGUAUUAUAGAAGGACCUGCAUUUCUGUUGGGAUACAGUAUCAUUCCUGGUCUCUGGUUUCUUCAUUCAUGACCUGUCCCUAAUGAAAACCUCACAGGUGCGGGUUGAAAUAACACCAGCGAUUCUCUGGUGCUCCCUCAGAACUCGUGGAGCUCCGGAACAGCAGGGGCUGGACUCACACACACACACACACACUCUCUCUUUUUUUCUGGUGCUUCCUCAGAGCUCACAAGGCUCUGGAACAGCAGGGGCUGGACUCACACACUCUCUUUUGAUGGGAGGUGACAUCCAUCAGGCACUGCAGUGAACAGCUCUGAUCCACAGCAAAACAGCUGAACAAUGUACCAGUCACGAGGACCCAGGCAACUCUCCUGACAUGUCAGUCACCCAUGCACUGGUUUCUAAUACAUUCUACCGGCCCUCUGUACUGGAACAGGGUGCUUCUACCUUAGACUGCCCCCUAUGGAUAGUUCUUCAUUUCCUAAGUUGGAAAUCCUCAACGCGCAUUCCUGACUUCAAUGCACUUUUUUAUAUUAGAUAUGUAAACUUGAAUUUUGUAAAUAGGCAUUGUAUCUUUUGUUAUGCCAUACACAAAUUGAACUGUCUGUUUUUUGUAGUACUCAAGCAAGGAUUGUGGCAUUACCGUGUAACUAUAGGAAAUUGUCGUGCUUUCAUGACGGAUGUCUGAAAUCCUCUCACAUGCUUUGCACCACAACAAAUAACCUUAGAAAGGGUAUGCAUAUUGUACAGUAGUUUCAGAAAUUCAGUUAUGCUGUCAAUGAUUUGCAGAGGAAACCAUGAAGACAUGAUGAGACAAAAAGAAGUUUUGCUGAUAAGGUUUGGAUGUGCUAAUAUAUGUAAAGGGGACUAAAGUAUGUAUAAAUCACAACAUUAAAAUGAUUUGAUUGUAAUUAUUUCACUGUGUUCCUAGAUUCACUAAGGGUGGGAAUUUUUAAGAUAGUUCAUGUAAUUUAGAAGCCAUAGGGUUUACCGUAUUUUCUUUUUAUCUCCUUGGAGAUGAUGUACAAAAUUAAAACAACUCCUUUGCCAACUCAGCAGUCCAAUAUCAAACAUGUUUUUUAAAAACAUUUUAAUUCCUGUAUUUU
Molecule: messenger RNA, 5018 nt
Organism: Alosa sapidissima (American shad)
Lineage: Eukaryota; Metazoa; Chordata; Actinopteri; Clupeiformes; Clupeidae
Gene: itga11a
Product: integrin, alpha 11a
Exons: 30
Coding region: 70-3636 (1188 amino acids)
Biological process (GO): cell adhesion mediated by integrin; integrin-mediated signaling pathway; cell-matrix adhesion
Cellular component (GO): external side of plasma membrane; integrin complex
Molecular function (GO): integrin binding
Source: RefSeq, a predicted model, not a curated record